This is a messenger RNA of Diorhabda sublineata, 5348 nucleotides long. Its product is annotated as protein IWS1 homolog. Gene Ontology annotation, biological process: poly(A)+ mRNA export from nucleus. The transcript has 12 exons. The record is from RefSeq and is a predicted model, not a curated record. The coding region runs from base 358 to 3000 and encodes 880 amino acids. Gene Ontology annotation, cellular component: nucleus. NCBI's taxonomy places the organism in Eukaryota, Metazoa, Arthropoda, Insecta, Coleoptera, Chrysomelidae.
AGUCGCUACGUGGAGUGCCCAAAGAAUAUGAAUGCGCCGUGAGCGUCACAGAAGCUAAGACAUGAAUUAAUGGGAUCACGUCUUAUCCAUCUGGAAACUCAUGCAUAUCGUCGAAGUUUUGAAUAACAAUCCAAAAGCAGCUUAAAAUAUAUUAAAGCAAAACCAAGAAUGAAUGUCAAACGAGUGACUUAUGGCAACAUUGCAUGUAAAAUGACAUCUUUCAAAUAUAUGUAUAAAUAAUAGCAUGUUAGAAUUUUUCGUCAUCGUUCAUUGGUAAUAUGCGAUUUUGAGAUUAGUGAAACGUUUUGUAUUAGAUCCAUUUCACAUUUGUAGUUUGUUGUGAAAUAGAUAGUUGUUAUGGAAGUAGAAUCAGAGUGUUGUGAUUCAACAGAGCAAAUGAAUAAGUCUGGUUCUACAGUAGGGAGUAGGGCCUCUCGUUCAUCAUCUGCUGAAUCAAAUCAAUCUGCUAGUAGUGAUGUGCGAUCCCGAUCAAACAGCCCACAAUUGAAUGGAACUGGAAGCACAUUAGACUCUUCUCGAAGAUCACGGUCUAGAAGUGAUUCUAGGCCUCAAAGUGCGGCUAGUUCUAAAUCUUCUAGUCCUGGCAGUAGAACCAGUUCAAGAUCUAGAUCACGUAGUUCACAGAGAUCAAGGGGAAGCAGUAAAGCCCACUCUAGAUCACCAUCAGGUGAUAGAAAAUCAAAAUCACCAGUUGCAUCUGAAAGAGCAACUUCAAAAGAAUCACUUAAAUCCAGAUCCAACUCUCCUAAAGAGAAUCCUAGAAAAGAAUCCAAAACUCGUUCCAGAUCUAAUUCAGGAUCAAGAAGAUCCAGAUCAAGAUCUAAUUCAGGAUCUAGAAAAUCUAGAUCAGGUUCUAGAAAACUAGAAUCUAGGUCACGAUCUGGUUCAGUUGAAUUAGAAAAUGAAGGAAAUAAACGGAAAUCAAGGUCACGUUCUAGAACCCCAAAAGAUAGAUCUGGGUCUGCCAAAGUAGCCUCAAGAUCUAGAUCACGUUCUGGAUCUGCCAAAGUAGCUUCAAGAUCUAGAUCAGGCUCAGGAUCAAGGAAGUCUAGGUCUCGUUCAGGUUCCAGAAAGUCAAGAUCACGUUCUGGGUCAGUUAAAGCUGCCUCUAGAUCUAGAUCACGUUCGGGCUCUAGAAAAUCUAGAUCCCAUUCAGGUUCCAGAAGAACGAGAUCGCGUUCUGGGUCAGCCCGAGCUGCAUCUAGAUCUAGAUCUCGUUCGGGUUCUAGAAAAUCUAGGUCUCAUUCAGGUUCGAGACGGUCGAGAUCACAUUCUGGAUCAGCCAAAGCUGCAUCAAGAUCCAGAUCGCGUUCAGGUUCAAGGAAAUCCAGAUUACGAUCAGGCUCAGUAUGUUCAAGAUCUGGAUCAAGAAAUACACGCUCCAGAUCAGGAUCUAGACGUUCAAGAUCUGGAUCUGCAAAAUCACGAUCAAGGUCGGGCUCUAGGAGGUCUAGGUCAGGUUCUCAAAGAUCUCGUUCUGGAUCAGCUAGAUCUAGAUCUGGAUCAAAACGAUCACAUUCAGGAUCAGCUAGAUCAAGAUCGGGUUCUGCUCGAUCAUCUCGUUCUCGACGAUCAAGAUCCCGUUCUGGAUCCAGAAGAUCUCGUUCUGGUUCUAGAUCUAGAUCAGGUUCACGAAGAUCGAGAUCGGGUUCAAGAAGAUCAAGAUCAGGCUCAAGAAGAUCAAGAUCAGGUUCCAGAAGAUCAAGAUCAGGCUCUAGAAGAUCUCGAUCUGGUUCUAGGAAAUCCAGAUCAGGAUCAAGAAGGUCAAGGUCUGGUUCGGCAAAAUCAAGGUCUGUUUCUCGCUCUAAAUCUAGAUCCCGCUCAAGAUCAGGCUCACCAGCUAAAUCCAGAUCCAGAUCGAGAUCUAGAUCUCAAUCUCCUAAAAAUGAAGGUAAAUCCAGUAGAAAACGUCCUGUUAUGUCUGAUUCAGAAGAUGAAGGACUUUCUCCUGCUAAGACUAAACGUUUAUUGCUUAGUGAUGAUGAGGAGGAACCUGAACCAGCACAAACACAACCAGAAGAAGGAACUGAAGGACAACCGCCUCCUCGAAUCGAAGAUUCAGAUUCAGAUGAUGGAAUCAAUCCAGGGCAUAAUGAAAUGUCAGGUUUAUCAGAUUUUGAUGCUAUGCUAGCAAGGAAAAAAGAAGAAGGUUCAAAGAGGCGCAGAAAAAAAGAUAUCAAUAUAAUAAAUGAUAAUGAUGAUAUAAUUGCUGGUCUUUUAGGAGAUAUGAGGCAGGCGGCAGAGGAAGAUCGGCGACUGAAUCAAAUGUCCAAACCAGCCACAAAGAAAACAUCAAUGUUAACCAAGGUUAUGUCACAAUUAAAGAAACACGAUUUACAAUUAGCCUUUAUAGAACAUAAUGUAUUGAAUGUUUUAACAGAUUGGUUAGCUCCUAUGCCAGAUAGAUCAUUACCAUCAUUACAACUUAGAGAAGCCAUAUUGAAACUUUUAGCAGAUUUUCCAAGAGUCGAUCAGGGCACUGUAAAACAUUCAGGUAUAGGAAAGGCUGUGAUGUAUUUGUAUAAACACCCGAAAGAGACUAAAGAAAAUCGUGAGAGAGCAGGAAGACUGAUCAGCGAAUGGGCCAGACCCAUCUUUAAUUUAUCGACAGAUUUCAAAGCUUUAAGUAGAGAAGAACGAUUACAAAGAGAUUAUGAACAAUUUGGAAGCAAAAGAAGAAAAACUGAUGAAGAAACUGCUCAAGAAAAGAAAGAAUUAACUAAAGCUUUGAAUGCAGAAGGAAAGCCACUUAGACCUGGAGAAAAAGGUUGGGUUGCUAGAGCUAGAGUUCCGGUUCCAUCUAAUAAAGAUUAUUUGGUUAGACCGAAAUGGCAAUCAGAAGUGGACAUAAGUCGAAGUACGAGAAAAACUAUGAAUAGAUUUGAAAAACAUUAUAAAAAUUUCAUCGAUACGAAGAGAUUGAAACAGACUAGGAGAGCCGUUGAAAUUUCAAUAGAAGGAAGAAAAAUGUCACUGUAGAUUUUAUAAUAUGUAAAUUGUUAAAGCUAGUACUUCUCAACAAAUUUUAGGUUAUCUUUUUAAUUAGAAAAACUGUAUUUCCCAAAACUGAUUACAUUCAUUGAGUUUUCUAAUCCAUAUUGAAUUGCAGUAUUUAUCAAAACACUUCGAUUUUUGUUUUAGGUGAGAACUUUUUACAUGGUAAACUGGUUUUCACAUGCUCAUCCUCGUAGCCCCAAAUUGGUUGAGAUUUAAUUAAAAUUAUCGGUCAAAAACUACUUACCAAAUAAUUUUUGAUAUUUAAUUUAUUGUGUAAGUCAAAAAAGCAUUCAAAAUACCUGUAGAAAUUAGGAGGAGUAACUGAAAUUGUCAUUUAAUUCAGUGUUUUUUCUUAACAAUAAAAAGCCUCGAUAAAAUCCACCAAAAUUACUAGAUCUAUAUUCUCUUUUCAAUUCUCCUAACAGAUAUACCUGCAUAAACAAUGACUGGUAUAUUGUGAACUGGGUGGAUUUUGACUUGCAUUUUAUCGAAUUUACAAAACGAAUACACUUAUGUGUGAUUAACGAAAGGAGAAUCAUGUAUAACAAUAUGAAGGUUACUUGACUGCUAAGAAGUUUUCAUACAGAAAUCGAGCUCUCCUGGUGAAUAAUGUGAUGUAUUCGGAUUUUUGAGUCAUAAGAGUGGUGGUAAGUUUCAAAAUGAACACAGCAUGUAUAAAUAUAAGACCUUUUUAUAUGUUUUUCGUGAUAAUUUGUUUUGAUCUAAAACCAUGACAAGUCAUCAUGAAAAAAAAUAUCGCUAGUUACAUUUACAAAAAUCUGGACUACUUUAAAAAUUAUAAUGUAAAAAGAUCAUGAUUUAGUUAAUUUAAUCGUUUGAGAUUAAUGUAAUCCAUUCAAAAAAUUGUGUUUUAAAAAAUGAAAUUUUGAAUGUAAAAGUUGUAAUUGACGCGGUCAGUAGGAUUCGUACGCUAUAUCGCGAUAAAAACUUGACCCGCAUCUUAAUACAUAGUGCGAAGACCUACGAUUUACGAGGGACAAGAAAUAGGACUCAGCCUUCAAUAUCUGUAAGUGUUAAGUUCAUUAUUUUCUUGUAUUUUUUUAACUAUCUAUUACUGGAGUAAGGAAGAGAUAAUUUAUUAAAUGCAUUUAAUAAUUUAAAUAUUAGAGAAAAUAACAAUUCAAAGACAUUUAUUAACAAAAUAGCUACGGCAAAUCUAAAAACUCUUAAUUGGGAUUUGUUUAAAUUGAAAUUAGAAAGUAUUAAGUUACAGUAAUGCUUUAAAUAAAUUUAUCAAUAUAUGCAAGAACUAAUUGAAACAUAUGCAAUCUGUAAUGGUCAUUGUAGGGAAUAGGAUGGAAUUGAAUACAUUGCCCAAAAUAGAAGAAGCAUUAAAACAAUGUUUUGUCCAUAGAUGAGACCUUGAUUGUAUUCUACAAGAACCGACGAUAACAAGACCGUUCCAAAAUGAAAAUUUAAAAGCAUUUGGAAAUUAUAAUUGUUAAAAAGUCAAACAAUAGGAAGAGUAAGAAAUGAUUUUAAUCUAAGUGAAAUAGAAAAAAAUUGUUGAAUAAACCUUUGCACUGAACACCUUUAUCACAGUAUGUUCAGGCACAAUAAGAAACAAUACGUAUUUGAAGAAACCUAGUUAUUUAGAAGAUGCAAGGGCAUACGUUGAUGAAUUUGAAAAUUUUGAAAAACUUUAUGAAAUCUAUAAAAUUGCAAUUGAGAUACAAAAGCCAUACGACAAUCCGGUUAUUUUCAAUAAUUAUAAUGAUGUGUAUCGUUAUUUUAAUAUUUUGGUCAAUUCAAAACAAGGUUUUCAAGAAAACAGAAUUUAACAAUUCGAAAUUAAAGAAGACAGUAUCUGAAAAAUAACUACAUUAUUUUUCAUUCUUAGUUAUGGAGGAGUUACAUCUAGAAAAAUCCAGACUACUUUAAAAAUUAAAAUGUAAAAGGAUUAUGUUUCAUAAAUACUAAAUCAGCAUUUAUUUCAAUAUAAAUAGGAAUUGUUGUAAAUACCAUUUUAAUGAAUUAUGUUUAAUCAAACGUUAAUGUAAUCCAUUCAAAUUGUAAAAUUGUGUUAAAGAAGUUUACGAAAAUUUUGAGAAUAAAAGUUAUAAUUCGCUUUCUAUAUUAUUAUUGCAUUGGUAUGAACUGUAAACUAGUAAUAAUUGAAGUACUGGCUACAUAACGAAAUUGUAACAGUUGUAUAUAGUUUUGUCAAAUUUCGUUUUAAAACUAAUUGUUCGAAUUUGAAUCAUUUUUUGCUUUAUACCUACUUGUAUUAUACUUUAUUAUAUCAAAUCUGCUGUAUAUUAUAAAGCAGAUAUUGUUUUAUACAACAUGAAUAAAUAAAGGGCAUGUUA